Molecule: messenger RNA, 435 nt
Organism: Bacidia gigantensis
Lineage: Eukaryota; Fungi; Ascomycota; Lecanoromycetes; Lecanorales; Ramalinaceae
Exons: 3
Coding region: 1-435 (144 amino acids)
Biological process (GO): phosphorylation; phosphorelay signal transduction system
Cellular component (GO): cytoplasm; nucleus
Molecular function (GO): histidine phosphotransfer kinase activity; protein histidine kinase binding
Source: RefSeq, a predicted model, not a curated record
AUGGCUGGUCAAGAGACGUUGACCCAGCUCGAUCCUAGUGGUGAAAAUGUUGAUCCAAAUACUUUCGGACAAAUCUUGGAAAUGGACGACGACGAAGAGGAGCGUGAUUUCUCGAGAGGUAUUGUUUAUGGCUUUUUCGAGCAAGCGGAAGAAACCAUCAAGAAACUGGACAAAGCGAUCGCCAAUAAAGACCUUGAAGCUUUAUCGUCAUUAGGUCACUUCCUCAAAGGUUCUUCCGCAACCCUAGGUCUCAGCAAAGUACGAGAUUCCUGUGAGAAGAUACAGCAUUUUGGCCAGGGUAAAGAUGCAGCUGGAAAUCCAGAUCAGCAUGAUAGCGAGUACUUUUUGAACCUCAUAGGACAGACAACUCAACGAGUCCGGGAGGAUUAUGCUACUGCAGAGAAGAUCCUCAAGAAAUUCUUCAAAGAUGAAUAG